Molecule: messenger RNA, 3249 nt
Organism: Priapulus caudatus
Lineage: Eukaryota; Metazoa; Priapulida; Priapulimorpha; Priapulimorphida; Priapulidae
Product: blastula protease 10-like
Exons: 15
Coding region: 1-2094 (697 amino acids)
Biological process (GO): proteolysis
Molecular function (GO): zinc ion binding; metalloendopeptidase activity
Source: RefSeq, a predicted model, not a curated record
AUGAGGCGCGUGGAGACUGCACUGCUCGCCCUUCUCCUCGUCAUGAUCUUGGCGCGAACGUCUGUCGGCGCCGACGACAGCAACUACACGCCUCGGAGCCAGACGCGGCGGACGGGCGGCAACGAUGACGACGGCAGCACGGACGCGCGGGCUCCGACGCGACGGAUCGUGCGUGGUAAGGACGACGACAAUGACGCUGAUGAGAGUGACGACAACGAUCCUCCUCGCAACGUGGGCCAGUUUAAGGAACUUCCGCUUCCGGACAUUACAGAUGAAACCCUUAACUUGGAUGUUGAUCGUUCGAGAGUUUUGCAGGACGUACAAUGCUGCGACAAAGUACAUGAUACAACAAGCUACAGACGACCUAACUUCUUCUCAUUGAGAACUCGCGGCAAUUUUGGAGUGAGAGAGGCAAUAUCUAACGGGGUAUACGUUACGCCAAGAAUGCAGUCGAUAUUUAAGCAAAUCCAGCAGAAAGCAGCCGAGAAGUUCGGCACCGCUGAUGGCCAGGAAAACAACGAGGAUCCGCAGCGACAAGAAAAGUCGAGACAAGGGAUUCCCGCACCUCUACGUGUGACCUCGGCCGGCGAGUUUGAUGGGCUCAUAGAGGGCGAUAUCCGGAUAAGGGUGACGGAAAUGGAAGAAAUCCUAGAGUCGCUUGAAGAGGAAAGGAGGCGCAAACGGAAGAUAUUUUCUGACAGUUUCAGUCGAUGGGACGUCAGUAACCCAAUAACGUACAAGUUCAAGGAGGAGGCUUAUAACUCCCGGCAAAAAAUAAUGAUCAGACAAGCGUUAGAACACUUGUCUAGCCAAACCUGCAUUCAGUUUAAUGAAGCAGCAAACCCAUCAGGCGACUUCAUCAUGUUUGUCAAAGAGAAGGGGUGUUGGUCGUACGUCGGUCGAAGCGGAGGAGAGCAAUCAGUGUCCAUCGAUGACGGAUGCUUUAGGCUUGGUACAAUCGUCCAUGAAGUCAGUCAUGCGCUGGGCUUCAUCCAUGAACAGAGCAGGCCGGAGCGAGAUGACUUUGUCAAAAUCAUCAAGCAGAACAUCAUGAAUCUACAACAGACCAACUUUCUAAAAUAUCCAGGUUCCGAAACCAGAAACUACGGUGUUCCUUACGACUACACAUCAGUUAUGCAUUAUUCAGGCACGGCAUUCUCGAAGGACCCAUUAGACCUGAACCGUAUAACCAUCAAGACCAUUGACCCUCUCAUGCAGACGCGCAUCGGACAGCGAGUAAAGCUUUCAUUCUAUGAUGUCAAGAUAAUGAACCUAGCCUACUGCAACGGCAGGUGCUCGGGAGGGCUCACCGACGAUUUCUGUAUGAACGGGGGCUACCGGCAUCCCACAGACUGCAAUACUUGCACCUGUCCAACCGGACUGACUGGCGAUAAAUGCGAAGCUACAGUUCGCGUCAAAGAAACGCUUGAGGGUGGCCAGAUUUUAGACAUAAAAACAGACGAGUCUGUGAUUCUCUCUAGCCAACUCCCUGCAGGAAGAACUUCGGAUAUUAUUACCAGCUGGCUACUUCGCGCUCCGAAGGGAGGUACGAUCACGAUAAAGAUGACCGAUAUUGACACAGCGCAUUAUAGCGAUCCAAGAUAUGGCGAUCCAGACUGGAUCGAGAUCAGACACAAGGGAUUAGAUCAACCCGGACCACGGUUUAGCGGGUUUUCCGUUCGUAACAUUCCCCUUCUUACGUCGGAUACGAACGAAGUGCUCGUGGUAGCCGAGACACAUUUCGGUUACGACGCGUCAUUCACUCUAAAGGCUACAGUUACGUGCGACGCCUGUUCAGACGGGACGGCUGCGACUACUACGACGUCUAUCACGGCGUCUAGCGAUACAUGUGAGUGUAGCGUGUGGGGAUCCUACUCAGGCUGCAUCCCAACAAAUCCAUUUGCAAGAAAACGCUGCGGUUGUGGCGAGCAGAGUCGAACUUGCGAGGUGACCUCAGGAGAGUGCAGCGGCACUCCGACGCUGACUGAAACAGUGGACUGCUCUCCGUUCAGAUCGUGUAGAACGCGAAAUCGCGGCCGAUACUGCUGCUCGGGAUGGACUCUCAAGGGCAGAAGAUGUCACAAAAAGAAUUAAGGAUUUCCGUGUAAGAAAUUAUGCUGAAAAAUUUCCGGAAAAGCUGUCAUUGUCAUGAUUAUAUCAACGUAUGUAUGAUGUGACAUUAUCCUGUUUUGACACCAUCAGAGUAGGAUAUUUAGUAUUAUUAAAUUAAAAAGGGUUAUUUUCUAGUUGGGGGUAUAUGGGUAGUUAUUUGUUACAGAUUUUGAAAUUAGGUAGGGAACGAAAGGCACAGUGAAAUCCUAUAUGGUGAUGGCCUAUCAUAAUUUAAAUAUACGCGUAUUUGAUAUUAUAACGAGUAUGUCAAUACAGAAAACAAAUGUGAAAUUAUCCGCGUUGCUACUGCUACUCGCGUUACGCGUAUUCCAUGCAUAAUAUAGCAAAGUAUCACUGAAUUUAAGCAAAAUAUACAUGACGGUAAGCACAAGCUAAGCUAGUUAAAAUAGAGUAACAAAUGAAGCAAUCUCAAAUUAAAUCUCUUAAGGCGCCUAUAAACGUAAUAGGUCUACAUUAGAUUAUCAAGGUACGUUUGGUCUUAAUUGUGCAACUUGUUCUGGAGCUGUUAUUUUGAAGAUAACAUCGUUUUUUAUUCCAAUAUUCAACAUUUUCAAGCACCCCGUAUAUCUAAUAGUGAUAUAGAAGGCAUGUGGGUAUGCGAAGUAAAUAUGUUAUCUCAGGGGUGAAUAAAAGAAACCUGCUUUGAUUUUCUCCUGAUUUUAGCUAUUGAUAGCAAUGUACGUGCUGAAAUGAAUUGUAACUGUUGCUGCAUUGAAUGUUUCUGACACAUCUAGACACACACUCUUCAUUACGAAGAAUAAAUAUAAUUCCGGUUAAAUUAAAAUUUCAAUAAAAAACAAUUAUAAACAUUUAUAUCGAUUACGGAAUAUAUGUACUAAACGUAUCGAUGAGGCGUAGUAUCAUGGGGUAAGAGCAAAUGGUAACCAAUUACCAAUAAUAUGCAAAUAUCAGAGAAAUUAAAGAAAAGUCAUAUUCAUAUGUAUUCUUUAAACAUGCAUGUUACGUUUCUGUACUAAUCAUCGUAGGCGCCAUCUACUGGUCAGUAACAACAGUUCUUGCUUCCCGCUAUUGGUUUUAUUGGGUAGCCGGAGUUCCGUCUUCCCUCGGCUUACGCGUUGCCGUUUCUAACGAGAUAAAGACAUAUGGAAGCUCUCA